GUUGUAUCUAAUCAAAUGUCCCUUUAUUACCAAAAUGACUUCUCACGCCACCAGACUCAUCAACACCUUUUCUUCCUCCUCCUCCUACAUUCUCUCACCCCAAUGGGUUAUCUCUCGUGCAAAGCCGGAUCCGCCGUCGCAGUCGCCGUCUCCUCCUCCAAAUCCGCCUCCACCAAACCUCCUCCCCCUCCUCCCGAAUCUCCCCCAGAAGACCGUCCCAAACUACGCCGCUUCCUCCACCGCGACCUCGAAGCCGCGACAGGCGGAUUCUCCGCCGACAACCUCCUCGGACGCGGAAGCCACGGCAGCGUCUACAAAGCCGCCAUCGGCUCCCGUCUCGUCGCCGUCAAGCGCCCCUCGAAAUCCCGAGAGAUCAGCCGCGAGUUCCACAACGAGUUCGAGAUCCUCUCCAAGAUCCGCAGCCCUAGGUUCGUCAACCUCCUCGGCUACAGCGCCGACAACGCCAAGGACCCUCUCCUCGUCGUCGAGUUCAUGCUCAACGGGAGCUUAUACGACGUCAUCCACUCCGAUUCCCCUCCCAAUCCAAUCCCGAUAUCGAGCUGGAGCAAGAGAAUCAAAAUCGCUCUCCAGAUAGCCAAGGCUGUGCACCUCCUCCACUCUCAAACCCCGCCGAUCAUACACAGAGACAUCAAAUCAGCUAACGUGUUGAUGGAUAAGAACCUCAACGCGAAGCUUGGAGACUUCGGUUUAGCGAUCAGAUGCAAUGUGGAGGAUCAGAGAGUUAAGUCGACUCCGCCAGCUGGCACCAUGGGGUACCUCGACCCGGACUACGUCACUGCUGAUAGGUUAAGCACUAAGACCGACGUGUUCAGCUUCGGGAUCUUGUUGUUAGAGAUAAUCAGCGGGAGGAAGGCCAUAGACGUUAGAUACUCGCCGUCGUUUAUAGUGGACUGGGCCAUUCCGAUGAUAAAGAGAGGGAAGAUCGGCGGGAUUUAUGAUCCGAUGAUCGGGCCGCCGGUGGAUGUGAGCGUGAGGAAUCAUCUGGGGUUGGUGGCGGCCAAGUGUGUGAGGACGUGUAGAGAGAAAAGGCCGGGGAUGGAGGAGGUGGUUGGGUGGCUCACGGGGUUGACGCAGUCGGUUAGGUCGAGGAGGUGGGAUGAGUUGGGCAUUGGGAACCCGUGUAUGAUGGUUGAGACGGUGGGCAGGCCCGUGGAAUGAUCCUUUUUUAUUUUAUUUUGAGUUUUGUUAACGUUUUAAUCAAGUGCUUCGCUUUGAAGCCAUUUGUUUCUUUUUUUGGGUUGGUCAAAUUGUUUCAUUCAGCAAAGUAUUAUUGUAUAUAAUAAAGAUUUUAAUCACGUAACA
Brassica rapa (field mustard) is the source of this 1323-nucleotide messenger RNA. Its product is annotated as serine/threonine-protein kinase-like protein At3g51990. Gene Ontology annotation, molecular function: protein kinase activity; ATP binding. NCBI's taxonomy places the organism in Eukaryota, Viridiplantae, Streptophyta, Magnoliopsida, Brassicales, Brassicaceae. Gene Ontology annotation, biological process: protein phosphorylation. The record is from RefSeq and is a predicted model, not a curated record.